CUGCCUUAUAUGUAACAUAUAUCGUCCUACAUUGCCUCGCCCAAUCUGAACUCUGUAUCUUCAUCUUGAACGAAACCUAGCAGCUUCUCCAUUUCGGCUUUGAAACCCUAGGAAAAUCGUAUUCUAAAAUUCCCAAUGGCACCGAAGAAGGAUAAGGCUCCCCCGCCGUCGUCGAAGCCGGCCAAGUCUGGCGGAGGAAAGCAGAAGAAGAAGAAAUGGAGCAAAGGCAAGCAAAAGGAGAAGGUCAACAAUAUGGUGCUCUUUGACAAGGCAACAUAUGAUAAACUUCUUUCUGAAUCUUCAAAGUACAAGCUUGUCACUCCGUCCAUCUUGUCUGACAGAUUGAGGAUCAAUGGAUCACUAGCCCGCAAGGCAAUCAAGGAUCUGAUGGCAAGAGGUUCGAUCAGAAUGGUGUCUGCACAUUCUAGCCAACAGAUCUACACUAGGGCCACCAAUACUCAGUGAGAUCAGAGACAGGUUGAAGAAAGAAAGAAAAAGAAAAAUGAGAGAUUUUGUGUUCCUUUUUAAGCAAGUGGUCAACAACUCUAGGCUUAGGGUGGUAGGGUAGGCUUGGCUAGGCUGUGCCUCCAGUUUUAUAUCAAGAGUACUGAACAAUGUUCUUUGUUUAAUGAAAUCUUCGGCUAUUUGCUUUCCUUC
Messenger RNA from Diospyros lotus (date-plum), 657 nucleotides. RefSeq names its product 40S ribosomal protein S25-like. The record is from RefSeq and is a predicted model, not a curated record. NCBI's taxonomy places the organism in Eukaryota, Viridiplantae, Streptophyta, Magnoliopsida, Ericales, Ebenaceae. Gene Ontology annotation, cellular component: cytosolic small ribosomal subunit. Gene Ontology annotation, molecular function: structural constituent of ribosome. Bases 136 to 465 code for a protein of 109 amino acids. The transcript has 4 exons.